GUUCUUAUUGGAUGGUCUCAACUAUUUUACUAUCAUAGUUGUCUGAGAUGGUUAACGCGACUUUAUGAUUAACUUGAUCUUACUCAGUUUUGCUAAUUCUUUCUUCAAUACAGUAACGGUAAAUGUAUAAUGCACAAAAAUAUGUAAUACGGCAAAAAUGUGUCUCUGAGCUGCAGGGCGUUCCCAUUCGACAGGAGUGCCACGUCAAAGUGACGGAUGUAGCUAGGUGUACUCGAGGGGGGGUACCGUAGUCAAUACAAGAGUCACCGGUUAAACGCUGUCCGACCAAAUUGAUUCCUAGACACAGCGUUGAAGGUGUGGUAGGUCGAUUCCCUAGAGGAGAUUCUUCAAGCUUAGCCAAGCAGUGUGAUCAUCGUCAUGGAGAGCACCAGAAGCAGACUGACCCAGAGGUUGGCUGAAGCCGGCCAGUCUCACCUCCUGCAGUUCUGGGACGAGCUGACCCCUGAGCAGCAGGCCAAGAUGACCUCUGACCUGGAAGCUAUGGACUUCCAGGAGAUCAACAGGUUCUUCCGCAGUGCCAUGGAGGUGUCGGGCAGCAGCAAGCAGGAGAAGAUGGACGCCCGCAUGGAGCCAGUGCCCAGGGAGGUGUUGGGUAGUGUGACCAGGGACAGAGACCGCCUCAAGGACUGGGAGGAGGAGGGUCUGCGGUGUAUUUCCCAGAGCAAGGUGGCUGUUCUUCUGCUAGCGGGGGGCCAAGGGACCCGGCUUGGGGUGUCCUACCCAAAAGGCAUGUAUGAUGUGGGCCUGCCUUCCCACAAGACCCUGUUCCAGAUCCAGGCAGAGAGGAUACUGAGGCUUCAACAGCUGGCAGAACAGAGACACGGAGCCAAGUGCGGCAUCCCCUGGUACAUCAUGACAAGCGGCCGGACCAUGGAGUCGACUAAAGAGUUCUUUUCGCGCCACAGCUACUUUGGGCUGGGCAAAGACAACGUGAUCUUCUUCCAGCAGGGCAUGUUGCCUGCCAUGGACUACAACGGCAAGAUCAUCCUGGAGAGCAAAGCCAAGCUGGCCAUGGCCCCAGAUGGUAACGGGGGUCUGUACAGAGCUCUGGGUACUCAGGGGAUCGUGGAGGACAUGGAACAGAGGAGGAUCGGGUUCAUCCAUGUGUACUGUGUGGACAACAUACUGGUUAAAGUAGCAGACCCUGCCUUUGUCGGCUUCUGUGUCCAGAAAGGAGGAGACUGUGGGGCUAAGGUGGUGGAGAAGACCAAUCCAACGGAGGCGGUGGGCGUGGUCUGUAAGGUGGACGGAUGUUACCAGGUGGUAGAAUACAGCGAGAUCUCCUUGGCUACGGCUGAGGAGCGCAGCGCGGACGGGCGGUUGAUGUUCAACGCUGGAAACGUAGCCAAUCACUUCUUCACACUACCCUUCCUCAGGGACGUCGUCCAGACAUUCGAGCCUCAGCUGCAGCAUCACGUGGCCCAGAAGAAAAUCCCGUACGUGGACAUGCAGGGAAGGCUAAUCAAACCUGACAAACCCAACGGGAUUAAAAUGGAAAAAUUUGUCUUUGACAUCUUCCAGUUUUCCAAGACCUUUGUGGUGUACGAGGUUCUUCGUGAAGACGAGUUCUCUCCCCUGAAGAACGCUGACAGCCAGGACGGUAAAGACACGCCCACCACGACGAAACACGCCCUCAUGUCCCUGCAUCACCGCUGGGUCCUCAAUGCUGGAGGACACUUCAUAGACGAGAACGGAACGCGUGUGGCCGCAAUACCCAGAGACGGACCUGCAGGAAGUGGCACAGCUGAUGUCAACCAGAACCUGAAGGAUGGAACAGACCUGCCAAUCAAAUGUGAGAUCUCCCCACUGGUGUCCUAUGGAGGGGAGGGGCUGGAGGGGCUGGUGAGGGGUCAAGAGUUCCGCCCCACCCUGGUCAUCGACGAGAGUGGAGUCCACGAACUGGUGAAGAAUGGAGUGUGAGGGACAGAAGGAUGGAGAGGGAGAGAAUGAAAGGGUGGGAGUGAGCAAAAAAGAGAGAUGAGCCAAAUACCUAUUCCACUCCUCCCCCCGUUUCAGUGCAAUAAUGCUGUGUUCAUGCACUCUUGGAAAUAAUCUGAAACACAGGUUUCCGACAUCCAAAAACGUUUAAUGUGAACUUCCAAAUUGGAAUUAUAAAACCUGGGAACCUGUGCUAUAAUUCAGUACCACGAGAUCCAACCCCCAAGUGGAAUGUUUUUUCAGAUUUUUCAGAGGAGCACAUGGCCGCAGCAUAAGAUGAAGGACAGAAGCCUUGCGUUGCGGGGCUGCAUGGCUGGAUGAAGCAGUCAGAAGAUCAAGUUAUUUAUUUUGCUUAUAAGACGUAUUUUUAUAUGGAUGGAUGUCUUGUAGAGGGAAAUUACCCCCUAUGCAUUUUACCAAGUGAUUUGUACACACAGAUACAAAUAGAGAGGAGUACAACGAUUGUAAUCAGAUGAUCCUAAUGUGAUUGAUUAUUAACAUGUAAUGUAGGUACAUGGGAAGGGUUUUAUUUAUAAUUACUAUGUAGUAUAGCACACUACUGCUAGUCUUUUGCCUGAUUGUCUUCAAAAUGACCCUGUUGAGCUAUAUGACAUAGGAAUUGUUUUCCAUUUUCUUUAUUAAAGAAAUGUCCAAUUUGGAACAGGUAUGAGUUCUUUGAUUAAACUCAAGGUUAGCGUGGUGUGUAUGUCUCUAUGCGGCGUGGAUUUGUGUGUGCGAGCAAGCUCUGUGGUUAUGAGUGUGUGUUGAUUUGUCUAUCUCUGUUUGUGUGUGUGCGGCUGUGUGUGUGUGAUGGGUGUUUUUUGCAUUAGAAGUCCUGGUGUGUUGAAUCAGAGAUUCCAGCAGCAGCACAUGGUUUGUGUUUAAGAUGGGCAGAGAGAGCAUGAUACACUCACUGCUGCAGCCACUCAGAAAAUAUAGUCUGUGGCUCCUAACCAUCUCUCUGUCUGAUUGUCUGUCUCAGUCUCGCACACACUUACUCUCACUUUCUCCUUUUUUCUUCCUCUCUCAUCUCCUCUUUUCUCUCUUUCACUAGCUCUCACUCCCGCUACAGUAUCUCCGACAGAAGGUAUUGAUUGCAGUGAUAGAGGGAAAUGCGUAGGUAACACUUUUAUAAGGUGUACCUCAAUGUAAAUGUUGAGUUGACUGUGGUAAAUAACGGUGAUGUCUAUUCUAGUCGGUUAUAUUCCUUCAGGCAGGUAUGAAACAUGACCAUGUGCAUAGAUAGCUUUAGCAGGCUGGACUGGCCUUGACUGGACUGGACUACUGUAGCAUAUGCUUUCCUCAUUAAGCCACACCAUGCUUUUCCACCAUGAAGGAAAUGAAACAUUUAAAGGAGAAUUCCACCCCGUGAUCAUUAUUUGAUCAGUUGAUCCUUACCUUCUCAAUCCUCCCUAUCCCUUUUAUUUCCUGAGUCUGGCCAAACGUUUUGGUCUACAUCAGCAACGGAAUACUGGCGGUGAUGAUGUCAUCAGGAGGUGACUGUCUCCUAACUCUUCACUAAGGUUAGCUCAUUCUGUGGACUGAGUAUAAUGUUUAGGCUAAAAAGGGCUUCAUGAAUUGUUAUACGUUAUUAUCUUAGUAACAGUACUGUUGUCUAGCUUGCAAUUCUAAAUAAUGUAAAUUAAACUAAUUCCAGUACAGUUGUAAGUGUACUAACAGUGUAAAAACACUGUACUUAAGUGCAUUGCCAAUGUCAUAUCUAUGGUCACUAUAAAAGGUUUUUGUAUUGUAAAAUAAAACCCUAUCAAAUGUGUCAUUUAAAAAAAAAAAUA
Molecule: messenger RNA, 3752 nt
Organism: Coregonus clupeaformis (lake whitefish)
Lineage: Eukaryota; Metazoa; Chordata; Actinopteri; Salmoniformes; Salmonidae
Product: UDP-N-acetylhexosamine pyrophosphorylase
Exons: 11
Coding region: 379-1941 (520 amino acids)
Biological process (GO): UDP-N-acetylglucosamine biosynthetic process
Molecular function (GO): UDP-N-acetylglucosamine diphosphorylase activity
Source: RefSeq, a predicted model, not a curated record